Messenger RNA from Fragaria vesca subsp. vesca, 1654 nucleotides. Its product is annotated as flavin-containing monooxygenase FMO GS-OX-like 3-like. The record is from RefSeq and is a predicted model, not a curated record. Gene Ontology annotation, molecular function: flavin adenine dinucleotide binding; N,N-dimethylaniline monooxygenase activity; NADP binding. The transcript has 8 exons. Bases 1 to 1482 code for a protein of 493 amino acids. Lineage: Eukaryota; Viridiplantae; Streptophyta; Magnoliopsida; Rosales; Rosaceae.
AUGUCGAUUCUCGCUGGUUUCGACCAUUCACUGACUGCUCUGUGGCGUGUCUUGACAAAAAUUGAGGAGAUUUUAAGGCAGAAGGCUUAUGUAGCAGUUGACUCGACCAUGCAACCCCUAUGCCGCCACGUAGCAGUGAUCGGCGCCGGCGCCGCUGGCCUGGUCGCCGCACGUGAGCUCCGGCGGGAAGGUCACAACGUCGUUAUCUUGGAGCGAGGAGACCAAAUCGGUGGCACGUGGGUGUACACUGAAGAAGUGGAGUCGGACCCAAUUGGGCUGGACCCAGAUAGAACCAGGGUCCACUCGAGCAUGUACCAGUCUCUGAGGACCAACCUCCCAAGAGAGAUCAUGGGGUUUAGGGACUACCCAUUUGUGGCCAAGGAGGAAGGUGAUGAAGAUCGAGACCCGAGAAGGUUUCCGGGUCAUAGAGAAGUAUUCAAGUACUUGAAUGACUUUGCUAAAGAGUUUGGGAUAUGUGAGAUGGUGAGGUUUGAGAGUGAGGUGGUGUUUGUGGGUUUGGUGGAGGGUGGAAAGUGGAAGGUCAAGUCCAAGAGCAAGAGAGGUGAGGUUUCGGAAGAGGUUUAUGAUGCUGUGGUUGUCUGCAAUGGCCAUUAUACUGAGCCUCGUGUGGCCCAAAUUCCAGGCAUCAGCUCAUGGCAAGGAAAGCAGUUUCACAGCCACAAUUAUCGGACUCCUGAGCCAUUUCGAGAUCAGGUUGUCAUCUUAAUAGGGAGCUCCGUUAGUGCCAUUGAGAUUUCUCGAGACAUAGCUGGAGUUGCCAAAGAAGUCCACAUUGCAUCUAGAUCUGUUGCUGAUGAAACCAUGGAAAAGAAGCCUGGCUAUGAUAAUAUGUGGCUUCAUUCUAUGAUCAAAAGUGUCCAUGAAGAUGGCAGUGUGGUUUUCCCGGAUGGGAGUGUUGUACUUGCUGACAGCAUUCUUCAUUGCACAGGGUACAAAUAUCAUUUCCCUUUUCUUGAAGCCAAUGGCAUUGUUAUUGUUGAUGACAACCGUGUCGGGCCAUUGUAUAAACAUGUCUUUCCACCAGCAUUGGCUCCCUCGCUUUCCUUUGUUGGGAUACCUUUUAAGGUUGUUCCUUUUGCGCUGUAUGAAUUUCAAAGUGAGUGGAUAGCAGGUAUUUUGUCGAACCGAAUUGCACUUCCACCCGAAGAGGAAAUGAUGGAGGAUGUUCAAGCCUUCUACUCAUUGCAGAAAGCUUCUAAUAUAUCUAAACGAUUCACCCAUAUGAUGGAUAAUUACCAGUUUGAAUAUGAUGACUGGCUUGCAGCUCAGUGUGGGUGUCCAGCCUCUGAAGAAUGGAGACAGCAAAUGUGGUUGGCAACUUUUAAGAAUGCUCGUCUCCGAGGAAUGUUAUACAGGGAAGAGUGGAACGAUCACCAUUUGAUAUUGCAAGCUCACGAAGACUUCAGGAAAUACACCUUUAAUGGAGUUAGUAUGGAUAACUGGAUAAGUGAUGUCAAAUGACAAUUCCCAGAUCAUUGUGAUAUGAAACAAGCCAACAACCACCUCAUUUCUUUUGACUUGGGCAGAUUUCCCCCUUGUAGUUUCCCUCCUAAAAGGGCUUUGGGUUCAAAAACUUACAAAGAAGUGUGAAUGUGUGAUUGUGAUAUAUAGGUUUUACUUACAGUGGACAAAG